Cheilinus undulatus (humphead wrasse) is the source of this 2499-nucleotide messenger RNA. It is a transcript of the gene dus1l, whose product is annotated as dihydrouridine synthase 1-like (S. cerevisiae). The transcript is spliced from 14 exons. The record is from RefSeq and is a predicted model, not a curated record. NCBI's taxonomy places the organism in Eukaryota, Metazoa, Chordata, Actinopteri, Labriformes, Labridae. Gene Ontology annotation, molecular function: tRNA dihydrouridine synthase activity. Bases 74 to 1561 code for a protein of 495 amino acids.
GUUAUUUCGCUGCUGCACACAUUCAGAAAGUGCUGCUGGGAGAAAACUCUUCAAACCUGUCUGUGUUUCAGCCAUGAUGGCCAAGCUCCAGGGUUUCGAGUUCUGGAUGAAGACCCUGAAAGGAGCUCGCUUUGUCGUGGCCCCCAUGGUGGAUCAGAGCGAGCUGGCAUGGCGCCUUCUUAGCCGCCGUCACGGUGCUCAUCUCUGCUACACGCCCAUGCUGCACGCUCAGGUGUUCGUGCGAGACGCCAACUACAGGAGGGAGAACCUUUACAACGAGGUUUGUGAGGAGGACAGGCCGCUCAUCACGCAGUUUUGUGCCAAUGAUCCAGAGGUGUUCCUUCAGGCCGCUCUGCUGGCUCAGGAUUACUGCGACGCCAUCGACCUCAACCUGGGCUGUCCUCAGAUGAUCGCCAAGAGAGGGCAUUAUGGAGUUUUUCUACAGGAUGAAUGGGAGCUGUUGGAGAAAAUGAUCAGGCUAGCCAAUGAGAAGCUGUCAGUGCCCAUCACAUGUAAGAUCCGUGUUUUUAAGGAGGUCGAAAAGACGGUCUGUUACGCUCAGAUGCUGGAGAAAGCUGGAUGUCAGCUGCUGACGGUUCACGGCCGAACCAAAGACCAGAAGGGAGCCAUGACGGGAAUCGCCAGCUGGGAGCACAUCAAGGCUGUCAGGAGGGCGGUAAAUAUCCCCGUCUUUGCCAAUGGAAACAUUCAACACUUGAGUGACGUGGAGCGAUGCAUUCAGGAGACGGGCGUGCAGGGAGUCAUGAGUGCAGAGGGGAACCUCCAUAACCCCGCCCUGUUCGAAGGCCGCAGCCCCCCGGUGUGGGAGAUGGCCGAGGAGUAUCUGGAGGUGGUGAAGCAGCAUCCGCCGUGCACGCUGUCCUACGUCCGCGCUCACCUCUUCAAGCUCUGGCACCACACGCUGCAGAUCCAUCAGGACCUCAGGGAGGAGCUGGCUAAAGUGAAGAACCUGGAGGGUUUGGCUGACGUAAGCAAACAGCUGAGGCUGCGAUGUCAGGAGGAGAUGGCUAAAGGAAAAGAAGUAGAAGAGAAGGAGAGCAGUCUGCCGUUUCCUCACUGGAUCUGUCAGCCUUACGUCAGACCACCGCCAAAGGAGCCAGUCGCCAACGGCAACAGUCAGAGCUCAGAGGUGAAGAGGACUGUGUGCCAGAAGAGGGCGCUGGAGGACUCAGACGGAGCUGCAGACACGCUGUCUAAAAACAAACAGAAGAAGAGAUCCAGAAACCCCAACAAGAACUUCUGUCCUGAACACAAACCAAAGUACAUCAAAUGUGAGCAGUGUGGAAACCCCAAGGGGAACAAGUGUGUGUUUAGUCUGUGUCGAGGCUGCUGUAAGAAGAAGGCCUUCAAGGAGGUGGCCGACUGUCCCAGUCAUGGGCUGAGGUUCAAAACGAAGGCGGAGAAACAGAAAGCAGAAGAGGAGAAGAAGAAAGAGGAGGAGGAUGAGGAGAGGAAGGAGGGCAGAGACUCUCCUGUGAUUCUCUCUGAUCAGAGCUCAAACCUGCAGGAACAACAGAGCAGCAUGGAGCUAAAACUAUGAGCAGGACUGACGCUAUCUCUACACGCACAAACGUGAAUCUGAACGCAGCACUGACGGCUUAAAGACCAAAACGUGAGGGACUAGUUUCUCUAGAGACCGGACCUUUAAACGACGUGAUGGUGAAGGAGAGGAGUCCAGAUUUCAGACGUCUCAUACGUAUAAAUAAAACGUUUGAGCUCUCUUCUCUGAAUUUCUCAAAAUGAAACCAGAUCAGCUCUUGAAUCCAAAUCAAACUCCAGCGCUAACACGGUUUCAUGUAUUCUGCUGCUAAGGUAGCCGUUGUUUCUGAUGUAAAGAUGCAUUCAGGUGUCUGAAUGUUCCGGUAACGGCUGUUUGUGCGUGUGGAGGUAGCCGCCGAUCAGCCAGGACAAACUGCUGCUAAUAAACCUCGACAACACCAGUUUGGGAUUUAAAAACAUGGAAGGACGUUAAAUAUCAGACCAAAACCAUGAAAUAAUCAGAAAUAUUUGUUUUUAAUCUGGAUCCCUGGAUAAUCAGCUUUUUACUUUUCCACGCUGCACUUUCAAAGACGAGGAGAAGAUUCUCAGAUUUCUGACGUUUUAUUUCUUGAGUUUUAAAUCCAAAGUUUUUCUCUGAGCUGCCAAAGUGAAAACGCCAUGUUACUGCUUUUAUUUUUGUGUAGAGUCCUGGAUGGUUUAGCGUCUUUAUUUCGGGGUGAAGGUUUGUGUGAAAUGCUUUUGUGCCUUUUGAUAAAAAGUGCCACUGCCAAUCUGGAUGAGACCGUUUAUGCUCAUGGUGCUCCAUCCGCUCAGAGACGGGAUCCAAAAAUGUGCUUUAAGGUGCUAACUGGAGAAUUCUGCUCACAUUAUUACAGAAAAUAAAGAAACCACAGGAGAUUUUAGAGGAGAGAGUCUGAUAUGAAAAAGGUCAUCUCUGUAUGUUCAGCUCCAUCUACAUCAAUAAAAACAGAAGCUUCA